AAACCCAGCUCAAAUCUUAUUCUGCAAUAUUGGCAUGAUGGCUUUCUCUCUUCUUUGGGUCUGCAUACUAAUUAUUUUCUUUUCUGUUUCUAUAGCAGAAAAACCCAACAUUUCAGCUCUAUAUCCUCCUAGGUGGAAAGAGAGUCCUGAUCAUUUUAAUAAAUAUAAGUUACAGAAUGGAAAAUAUGUUAUUUAUCCAUGGUUAUACAUUGAGAGAUUGGGGAUGUAUAGAAUUCUAUUAAUUAGGACAGCCAAAUAUUUUGAACGAUUUGGAGAAGAUAAUGAACAAAAUCCUUUAUGGGGAUUGCCUCUGCAAUUUGGCUGGCAAUAUAAUACAGGCAGAUUAGCUGAUCCCACAAGAAGGACAGAAUGUGGCUAUGAAUCUGAUCCCUUAUGUGUCUCCGAGGACAGUUGGUGGGCUGAUCUAAAUUAUUUUCUAUGCAUACCUCCUGUGCUUGCUGCAGUUGAUGUUGGUAUAAUGGGGAUAUCAUCUGACCAAGUGGAAAUUUUGCUUCCACCUACAAAUGGGACAAAGUUUUGUCAUAGUGUUUCCAGCUGUUUUUCAUCCCACCCUGAGCUAAUGAGAAAAUGGAAAACCUUUUUCCAGCUCAUACAAUCGCCUUUUAUUAGCUUUGAUGACCUGUUGAUGUAUUUAUGGACUGCUCAUGCCUCAAGUAUAGAAAAUGUUUACAAAACUUUUGAAGAUAGGUUUGCAUAUUAUUCUAACUCUGAGGUAGAUUUUCAAAAAUCUUGGUUUAAUGCUGUGAAGUAUUUGGCGAUUAUUCGCUUCCAUACAACUAUGACUAGAGUACAUGGAUUCCAGGAAUCACUGCCCCCACGAAUCCUUACUAAUGAAGAUAAAGCUCCCUUUAUCAAAGAUUUCAGUGGCUCUCAGAACAUACUUAUUUAUGUUCUAACUUCGCUUGAAAAAGUGGACAGUACUUCAGACCUUACCUCACCAUCUAACGAUAAGACAAAAUCAGAGGACUUGUCAUCUUAUGAUCUGCACAAUAGCCAAGUUCGCUAUCUACAGAUGACUGACGAUGACAACGAUGAAAGGGCAGAACAUAUCCUGGUCCAAUAA
This is a messenger RNA of Suncus etruscus (white-toothed pygmy shrew), 1084 nucleotides long. It is a transcript of the gene C4H6orf58, whose product is annotated as chromosome 4 C6orf58 homolog. The record is from RefSeq and is a predicted model, not a curated record. The coding region runs from base 35 to 1084 and encodes 349 amino acids. Lineage: Eukaryota; Metazoa; Chordata; Mammalia; Eulipotyphla; Soricidae. The transcript is spliced from 6 exons.